This is a messenger RNA of Monomorium pharaonis (pharaoh ant), 6673 nucleotides long. Its product is annotated as cilia- and flagella-associated protein 44. Bases 1421 to 6367 code for a protein of 1648 amino acids. Gene Ontology annotation, molecular function: protein binding. The transcript has 24 exons. Lineage: Eukaryota; Metazoa; Arthropoda; Insecta; Hymenoptera; Formicidae. The record is from RefSeq and is a predicted model, not a curated record.
AAAAAAAAAUCGAAUUUUUUUUUCCGCUAGGUUGGUGUAACCCCUUAAUAAUUGUUUGCUUGUUAUUGUUCAAAACUAAUAUCGUAACCUUGUAGAUAUGUAUUUGUACAUAUAUCCGACGUUGCAUAUAUUUUAUAUUUUAGAUUGGUCUUUCACUGCCAUCCGAACAAGAACUUACAAAAAUCAGUUUGCAGCCAUUUCUACUAGCAGUUGGUUCUAAUCAACAAGCAAUCAGCAAUUUUUAUGUGGUCUUUGAUGGAAAGCUUUUGCCAUGUCCUCCUCACACGUCAAGUAUUAGCUCCUUUGACACUCUAUUUAAAACUCAUUAUGUAUUUGGCUGUAAAUAUGAAGAAUCAUUAGAAAUAUUCUGGAAAUUUGUGCAGAUGAUAUUCUAUGAUAUUGAUGUUCAUAAUCAUAAUUUUACUCCAAAAAUGCGUGAAGUACGUGCUCGUAUUUUUGUAACCGUGAAUUUUUAAUUAUGAUGUGCUACGGAUAGCCGCGGGUAAUUCAGGGUUCGGGCGGCGGGCUGGUUGAAUGAAUAACGGAGGCAAGCGGUAUAUAUUUAUAACUAUGAUUUAUUCUAAUAUAUGCCUAUCUAAUAUAUACAGGUUCCCUACUCUAAUAUGUGCAACUUACAACUAAGAUCUCGCUAUGCGAGUCGCGGGCGAUUGGUUAUGGCGACGUGUGUCGCGGAGCGCAUGUGCGCGUUGAGUAUUCGGUGCCGGAUUGGCUGCGGCGGGCGUACGGCCCAUGUAUCGGUCGGUGAGUCGAUCGACGGUAGCGGCCGGUCUUACAGACUACGAUGCUCGUGGCGGUGUAAUGUGUGGCGGCGUUCGUGUCGGUCGCGGCGGUAGCCGGAUUGGCUGCGGCGUUACGGUCGCGGCUACGCGGUACAGUGCGGCGUUCGCAUUCGCCGAGUCGGUCGGUGCGGCGUUAUGACUGGCCGCGGCGGUGCGCGACUGCGCGGUGCGGCGCGGAGCUUGGCUCGACAGCCACGGUGAUCAGCUGUUUGACAAUCAGCUGUUGUUAUCGUCUAGGAAUCAUCCCACGUGGAUGAUCCUCCGCGUCGGCGGUUUCCCCUCAGUGCGGGGUCCCCGUGUACGGUCGGGAUCGGUAGCUCAGUACGCGUACCGGGAUCCGGGUGACGAGCGGGGCGGUGUUCUGCCACUGCGUGGCGCGAGGAAGCGCUCAGUGCGCGCUAGUAAGGAAGCCGGUUUUAGGUUAAGUUCGGCACUCAGUGCGUGCUCUGGAUACUCAGCUCAAUUCGCUGAGAGGAUCGGUCGGCUCAGUUCGCUAGACCGGGGAGAUCUGCUUUCUUAUCACCAGCGGAGGGCUUUUAUAGCCCCCGUUUGGUGACAAGAGGAGCGGAGAUGUGCGGGGAGACCGAGAUAAGCGGAGGAGACUACACGAGAAAAAUCCGAUGUUUGAUCAUAUUGCCGUUGGCGAGAAUGGCAUUAAACCUCCUAUAAUAAUUUAUAAAUGGCCUUCAAUGGAUAUCGUGACAAUUUUACAUAAUGGAACGCUGAAAUCCUAUUGUCAUUUAACAUACAGCGCAGAUGGUUUAUUGCUGGUGUCACAAGGAGGAUAUCCAGAUUACACAAUUACUCUUUGGAAUUGGCAGAAAACUGAAAUAGCAUUAAAAUGCAAAUCUUACAAUCAGGACGUUUACAAUGUAACGAUAUCUCCAUCGUUACCUGGAUAUUUAGUGACAAGCGGCUCAGGACAUAUAAAAUUUUGGAAAAUUUCCAAAACAUUUACCGGACUUAAAUUAAAAGGCGAAAUUGGUAGAUUUAGACAGACAGAGAUUUCUGACAUUGUGGGCGUAUAUAUUAUGCCAGAUGGAAAGAUUGUAUCAGGCUGCGAAUGGGGAAACAUUUUAUUAUGGGAAGAAGGCUUAAUUACUUUCGAAAUAUGCAGAAAAAAUCGGCAGCCAUGUCAUGCUAAGCCAAUCACACAAUUUGAAUAUAUAAACGGAGAACUCAUCUCAGUUGGUAUGGAUGGAUGGAUUCGAAUUUGGUUCUAUGAAACUAUAGAUCAAGCAUAUUUCUACAACGGACAACGUUUCCUAGAGAUUCAACCUAUAUAUGAAUAUUAUAUCGGUGACAAAGCUAAUGGUUCAAUGCUAAUGUGUAUAUGCAAGCAGGAGCCAGAUAAUCCAAAAAGUACAUUUUGGUAUGCUCAAGAUGGAAAUGGUGGAAUUUGGCUAAUAGAUUUACGUACCUUGAAAGCAGAAAUACCACAAAAAGUAUUCACUUGCCACGCGGGAGCUAUAGCUGACAUAGAUAAUGCAACGUGGGGUCCCUUUAUAGCUGCGCUUGGUAAAGCAGGACAAUUGCAUAUUUAUAAUUACCUAAAGAAAAAAUUAAUCCUGGUACAUAAAUUUAAUGAUAUUGGCAGUCAAGUUGUUUGGUUUCCAUGCCAGAUUGAAGCAACAGGAUCAACACUUGUUUGUGCCUUCGAGAGUGGUAUUAUUCGUAUAGUUGCUGUAGCGGUAUCAUCGGCUGACGCCACUGAUGAUAUAAAAAGAGAUUACGUCAGGCUGAUUCAAAUCAUAAAACCGCACAAAAUGGCGAUAACUGCAAUGUCUCUAAAUCCAUCAUAUCGCUUAUUGGUGACUGGUAGUGAAGAUUCAACAGUAUUUAAUUUCGCCAUUACGGUAACCGAAAGUUUUCCUGUUAUUACACCAAUUGGCUUUAUCAAAGUACCUUCGGGAGUCACAUGUCUCACGUGGAAACUACAAUGUGAAACAACAUUAUUAAUCGGAUGUUUAAGAGGUGAUUGCGUAGAAGUUGUAUUACCGAGCAUAUCUCAAACUUACACUACCGCUUCGUACGAACUCAUUCAUUGUCAACCGAAAGCGUUUAAAUUCCAUUCCGUAAAAUCUACUAUACGAAGAGAAUUAAUACGUCUUCAUCGAGAAAAAGAAGGUAAGGAGAAGGUAGCAAAAAAGUGUAAAGAACUAGAGCGAUUAAUAACUGAAAGUCCUGGACUAGAAAUUAACGAAACUUAUCUCGGUAUAAAAGAAGAAAAACCGUUACCAGAAAUCUACAUACCGAAAAUACCCAAUAAAGUAUUAAUGGCACAAUACAUCAGUCGUGAUAUUAUUUGGUUGUCAAUGGCGGGAUUUGACGCAGGAUAUAUGUAUGAAUAUUCAAGUCCGGAAGUUACCGAAGUAAUUGGAGAGGAGCCAAUUAAAAGCACCAUGAUACACGAUGCGGACGACGUAGAAAUACGAAGUUGUCUCUUCUACAAAAAAAGAAAAUACUUAUUUUUGGGAAUGGAACACGGACAAAUACGGGUUUGCAAAUGGAAACCCCAAAAUUAUACAGAUCUUUCAGAUUAUUGGAUACUUCCGAUGCACGAUAAUUAUAAUGGCUACAUCCCAAAGAUAAUUCUCAGUCAUAAUCAAAAGAUGCUAUUUACGUGUGGACAUGACGGAAAUUUAUUUUCUUAUGAAAUAAAAGAUGAUACACCGCUGGAAAGAAUUGAAUUUGAGAAAAUCAAAAGGAUCUUGUCCUUGCCGUACACUAGUAUUGAAGAUAUCGAAGAAAUUGAUUAUCCAAGUUUAGAAGAGACGAUUCAGCAAAUUGAAUACGAUAGAAUUGCAACUGCAGCGAAGCAGAGUAAACAGCAGACCUUGGAAAUAUUAUUCACAUUGAGCGAAGAAUAUAGGAAGAUUGUGGAAAGAAAUAAUGCGUUGCCAAAGUCUCAUCAAAUAACUUACAAAGAAUGGGAGCUGGAUCCUAGAAUUACAGUUGAUUUGAAUAAAGAAUUGGAUACGGAAAUAGCCGUGGUACGCGAGAAAUUGGCGUUUAAAGUGGAAAAAAGCGAACUUGGUUUGCAGAAAUUAGUAGAAUAUUUUGUUCGACCUAUUACAUGUAUACCAUUUGUCAUCUCCAAAAUAUUAAAACCGGAAAAAAUUGUAUUUUCUUUACGCCAGCAAGUCUUGGACAUUGACGUUCCUUCACAGCAUAUCGAUACGACAAAACAUACACACGAAAAAGAAGAGAAUGAAAAUAGUAUAAUGGAUGGCAAAAUGGAACAUUAUAAGAAGCAACAAGAACAAGAUAAAACAGAAAUAAGCGAUGAAAUUAAAAUAGCAGAAAUCAGACCAGUCGCAGAAUUUUUAAAGGACAUGAAUUACGAAGAUUUAGACAGCAGCCUGGGAAUUCAAUUAAAUCAAAUGUUACGUAAAUAUAUCUUGAGGAAAACUAAAUUGGAACAACGCGAGAAAGAAUGGAAAGUUAUAUAUAAUGACAAACCAGACAUAACUACCACUCAUACGCACGAUAUAUUGGUUAUAGAGGAAGCAAACAAAACUAUCGGCGAUUAUAAAUUAAAGACAUCUUCCACUUUCAAUUUGCUGUCGGAAGAACGAGAUACUAUCUCUUCGAAAUAUGAAGAAUUAUUAAACUGUCAAAAAAAGCUUUACUAUCAGCAAGAAAUUUUCAACACGAAAUUGAAAACUGUGAGAACAGAAAAGGAGCACUUGCACACGGAAGUACUUUAUUUCAUAAAAACACUUAAAAAGAUUCAUGCUGAAAUACCAUUGAAAAGCGUAAAACCUUUGCCAAUUAUACCUACGGUAAAUAUUGAUAUAGAAUUUCUCGAGAAAAAGAUCGAGGAAUAUACAUUAAAAGUAGAUAAACAGAGAGGAACAACAUUAAUUUUACCGGAGCAGACAUUUACUUGUCCAGACGAAGAAUACGAAGUGUUGCUUUUAGAUGAAAAAUUUUCGGAAAACACACAAACUUCCAAUGGAUCGUUCUCCGUUGCAGAAAAAAAGAUUAAAAUUCAACCCGCAGUCCAAGAUAACAUAAAAUUACUUCAUUUGAGAGACGAUGUCGAAAGUCUAUGGGAACGGGAGAUGAAAUCUUUUCGCAUGCUACGCAAAAUGUACGAGCAGGACAACAUAUUAAGACAUGUACAAAUCAGCUGCGAAAAUAUAGACAGGAAGUUAGACAAAUUGGAACGCGAUAGGUUGGAUAUUGUCGCUGAAAAUGUCAACCUUAAUUUAUUCUUAUUAACGCUCCGUCAGGAAUAUAUUAUUUUGAAAGAAUUCGAGACAAUGGAGAAUAUAUUGCAUGACCAAGUUAAUCGUAGCUCAGAAGAAGUAGCAGCAGUGAAGCAGAAAAUACAGACGACAACCGAUAAAAUUGACGUUAAAACCAAGGAAAUUACAAGAUUACGUAACCAGAUUAAAGAUAUCUUUUCUGAAUACAUGCAUCGAGUAAACGAUAAUAAGUUCCGUAAUUUUCUAAAUAAAAUAUUGAAAAAAAAAUAUAAAGAAGCAAAAGAAGAAGAUGAAACCACUACAACGACUGAAACAGAAACAGAUGAAACAGACGAUGGGGAUAAUGGAGAAUCUGAAUUAAUUUACCUUGAUGAAAACGUGUGUCCGCCAGGAUGUGAUAGAACACUAUAUGACUUGGCAUUUUCAAUGAGAGAAAAACGAUACGUCUGUGAACAUCAAAUUAGAGAUGCGCAACAAGCUGUGGAAACACUUAAUAAGGAGAUUCAAAUUCAUAUAAAGAAGCUAAAAAUUACAGAAAGUGGUUUAAAGAAAAACGAAGACGAUUUAAAAAUAUUUAUGCUUAAAAAACAACGGAAAUUAAACGAUGUGGAUGUCACGGUACUAAUGGAUUUGCAUCAGCUGCAGUAUUUUGAAGAGUCCCAGAUCCCAUCUAAGGUGCGCAAUUGUGUGGUAUUCGAUAAGAAGAAAUUAUCUAAACUAUACGCAAGAAUACAAGAGUUAUACGAGGAAACACUUGAAUUACACGUUAAACAUAAACAAACUCAAACGCAUCUACAGAAAAUUAAACUCGAUUGCAAUCACAUGCGUGUCAACAAUAAAAAUUUGAAGAAUGAGAUAAAAUUGCAGAUAAUGAACAAAUUUGGCCAAAAUGUGUCCUUAAAUAAAUUAUAUGAAACAAUACUUCGUCGAAUAGUAUAUGACAUUAAGGCCAAUUUGAACGAGACAACGGCGUAUUUCAUUAAACGAAUCAAACAUAUCAAAGAGAAUUACACGCAAGAAUUAAUCAUAUUUAACAAGCUGGUCCGAGAACAUACGCAAAAGUUGAGCUUUUUAACACUUUUAGUGGAAGAGCAAUCGAAACUUCAAAAACUGUUAAAGCGACGCAUCAUGUCAGACGAUGAUAUGCUACAGUUGGAGGAAAAAUAUAAAAAUGAUGUAAUAAAGCUAGAAAGUAUCCUUGAAAAUCAAGUGCGACAGAAACAUUUAUUUCGAAACGACAUCAAGAAUCUUAGAUUAAAAACAAAGUCGCAUCCAGUCCAGUGUAAGAAAAUAGCAUCCAGUGAUAAAGGUGGAAUUAUCCAGAUAAAUAUGAAAAGAUAUCUUACGUUGUAAUAUUUUAGUAUCAUUAGUCAUUAUCGUUUGUUUUAAAAAAAUAGAUAAAUGCAUAAAUACUGUUUUCUUAAUUUUAUUUUAAAUAAUAGUUGUAUGUAUAAUAAAUAUAUAAAACGUAUUUAAAUAUUGAUUUUACAGGAACACUUUGAAUCUGUUAUAGACAAGAAUAGACAAGAAUAGACAAGAAACACUUUAAACUUUGAUAACUUUUAGAUAUAUCAUUAUAAAUUAAAAUAUUAAAAUGUUAUAUCAUUAUAUAUUAUAUAUGUAAUAUUUAUUUAGUAUUCAAAAGAUAAAUAGUAGUUA